Messenger RNA from Schistocerca gregaria, 1254 nucleotides. RefSeq names its product GTPase HRas-like. Lineage: Eukaryota; Metazoa; Arthropoda; Insecta; Orthoptera; Acrididae. The transcript has 5 exons. The coding region runs from base 336 to 977 and encodes 213 amino acids. Gene Ontology annotation, molecular function: GTPase activity; GDP binding; GTP binding. Gene Ontology annotation, cellular component: plasma membrane. Gene Ontology annotation, biological process: signal transduction. The record is from RefSeq and is a predicted model, not a curated record.
AAUUUUAAACCCAGCACUGGCCUAACGUAUUGAAAAUUUUGUGUUAUGAAAAUCGCUCGCAAGAGAACUGAUACUUUUUACAUUAAAAUGUGUUUACAAGCGAGCCCAUGGAUAUAAAUACACGUAUUGACCUGUAAUAAGUAAUAGGGACUUGUGAACAUAAUAGGACCCUCUUCAUAAAGUUAUUGAAUGAAUAUUACUUAAUCCUAAUUCCUUGCGUUUAAAAUACAUAAAUAUAGAAAUCGAAACUGCCAGUUUUUUUGAUAGAGUUUCAAUUUGCCUAUUUUAUCAUUAUUGGUCAGAUAACUCUGCUGGCUAAUCCUGUGUAUUUAACCAUGUCUAGAUGUCCCAAGUGUAAAUAUAAGAACUCCGAAAAUUAUAAGUUUUGUUCUAACUGUGGUGUCAAAAACGAUGAUACCCGUGUUUCAUGCACCUACCACUUCGUGGUAAUGGGUAGUGGAGGAGUUGGAAAGAGUGCUAUUACUAUCAGAUUCGUGAACAGGCAUUUCGAGGCAAAGUAUGAUCCUACAAUUGAAGAUCGCUAUCAAAAAGUUAUAGACUACCAAGGAGUUCUGUGUGUUCUGGAAAUCUUAGAUACUGCUGGACAAGAAACAUUUUCUGCAAUGCGUGAGCUAUACAUGAAAAACGGAGAAGGAUUUGUUCUUGUAUAUAGUAUCACAUCCCAGCGCAGUUUAGAUGAUCUAGAACCUAUUCGAGAUGGAAUAUAUAGACACAAGGCCAAUAGCUAUGUCCCAAUGGUUCUGGUAGGCAAUAAAUGCGACCUUGAAAAAAAACGAGAAGUUAAUACAAAAAAGGGCAAAGAAUUGGCAAAAUAUUUUGGCUUUCCCUUUCUCGAGAGCUCCGCAAAAUUCGACUUGAACAUUACAGAGAUAUUCAGUUCUUUAAUAGAUCAGAUUUGGAGCAGAAGCGGAGGCCCACCUACUGAAAAAAAGAAAGGACGAUGCUCUAUACUCUAGGUCAGUUUUGGUAAUUGACGUUUUGGCAUUUCAACUGGCUACUUGCAUGGAUAAUACGUCAAUUUUCGAAUAUUGGGUUAAGGCUAAUACUUCUGAGCAAAAACUUAUCACAGCUUUGUGUAUUUUACCCAAACUAUAUCUUAGAUACUGGAGCUUGUCCGAAUUUAGUGGUUCAGUUUCAUCAGCUAUGCACCCUGUAUACCUUUAUUAUGAAAUUAGCAGAUGUAGAGCAUAAUCGAUCCUUUUUAUAAACUAAAGGCGAUGAUGAUGUAGUAUA